GCGGGUAGGCGCGGGAGCCUCGAGCGCCGCUCGGAUGCAGCAACCGAGCCGCCACUCGGCGCGCGGCGGGAGACCCAGGGCAAGCCGCCGUCGGCGCGUUGGGUGCGGGAAGGGGGCUCUGGAUUUCCGUCCGUCCCGUUUUCCCUCUGAGUCUCGGAACGCUCCGGCUCUCAGACUGUCUUCCUCCCAGGUAAAGACCGGGAGAGGAGGGCACAUCUCUUUUCCAGGCACCCCACCAUGGGCAAUGCCUCCAAUGACUCCCGGCCUGAGGACUGCGAGACGCGACAGUGGCUUCCCCCGGGCGAAAGCCCAGCCAUCAGCUCCGUGAUGUUCUCGGCCGGGGUGCUGGGGAACCUCAUAGCACUGGCGCUGCUGGCGCGCCGCUGGCGGGGGGACGCGGGGUGCAGCGCUGGCCGCAGGAGCUCCCUCUCCCUGUUCCACGUGCUGGUGACCGAGCUGGUGUUCACCGACCUGCUCGGGACCUGCCUCAUCAGCCCGGUGGUACUAGCUUCGUACGCGCGGAACCAGACCCUGGUGGCACUGGCGCCCGAAAGCCGCGCGUGCACCUACUUCGCUUUCGCCAUGACCUUCUUCAGCCUGGCCACGAUGCUCAUGCUCUUCGCCAUGGCCCUGGAGCGCUACCUCUCGAUCGGGCACCCCUACUUCUACCAGCGUCGCGUCUCGCGCUCCGGGGGCCUGGCGGUGCUGCCCGCCAUCUAUGCCGUCUCCCUGCUCUUCUGCUCGCUGCCGCUGCUGGACUACGGGCAGUACGUCCAGUACUGCCCCGGGACCUGGUGCUUCAUCCGGCACGGGCGGACCGUUUACCUGCAGCUGUACGCCACCCUGCUGCUGCUUCUCAUCGUCGCGGUGCUCGCCUGCAAUUUCAGUGUCAUUCUCAACCUCAUCCGCAUGCACCGCCGAAGUCGGAGAAGCCGCUGCGGACCUUCCUUGGGCAGUGGCCGGGGCGGCCCCGGGGCCCGCAGGAGAGGGGAAAGGGUGUCCAUGGCGGAGGAGACGGACCACCUCAUUCUCCUGGCUAUUAUGACUAUCACCUUCGCCGUCUGCUCCUUGCCUUUCACGAUUUUUGCAUAUAUGAAUGAAACCUCUUCCAGAAAGGAAAAGUGGGACCUCCAAGCUCUUAGGUUUUUAUCAAUUAAUUCAAUAAUUGACCCUUGGGUCUUUGCCAUCCUUAGGCCUCCUGUUCUGAGACUAAUGCGUUCAGUCCUCUGUUGUCGGAUUUCAUUAAGAACACAAGAUACGAUACAAACUUCCUGUUCUACACAGUCAGAUGCCAGUAAACAGGCUGACCUUUGAGGUCAGUAGUUUAAAAGUUCUUAGUUAUAUAGCAUCUGGAAGAUCAUUUUGAAAUUGUUCCUUGGAGAAAUGAAAACUGUGUGUAAACAAAAUGAAGCUGCCCUAAUAAAAAGGAGUAAACAGACAUUUAAGCUGUGGUCAAGGCUACAGACCUGCUGACAAGGCACUUCAUGUAAAGUGUCAGAAGGAGCUACAAAACCUACCCUCAAUGAGCAUGGUACUUGGCCUUUGGAGGAACAAUCAGCUGCACUGAAGAUCCAGUUGCCUUUUGAUUUAAGCUUUCCUGUUGAAUGACAAAGCAUGUGGUUUUGUAAUUUGUUUGAAACCCCAAAUAGUGACUGUAUUUUCUAUUUUAAUCUUGCUACUACUGUUAUAAACGUAUAGUGUACAGCCAGACCAGAUGAAGCUUCAUAUGUAUGUAGUCUCUAGGAAGUCGAUAUGUGGAAGCAACCAAGCCUGCUGUCUUGUGAUCACUUAGUGAACACUUUAUUUGAACAAUGAAGUUGAAAAUCAUAGGCACCGUUUACAGUGAUGUUUGUGUAUGUGGGAGUCACCACAGUACUAUUCUUACAAGAGUGGACUCAGUCGGUUAACAUCAGUUUUGUUUACUCAUCCUCCUGGAAAUACAGGUCAAGUUGUCAGGUUAUUUAUUUUAUAACGUCCAUAUGCUAAUAGUGAUCAAAAAGACUUUAGGAAUGGUUCUCUCAACAAGAAAUAAUAGAAAUGUCUCAAGACAGUUAAUUCUCAUUAAUACUCUUUAUUUAUCCUAUUUCUGGGGGAGGAUAUACGUGGCCAUGUAGGAAGCCAGAUAUUAGGAUUAAAAACUGAAAAUUUUGGUUCAUUCUUCAGAUAUACUGGAACGCUUUUAAUGUUGAUAUCAGGGCCAUGAGUAAAAUAGACUUUAUAAGACGACUGUGUUGUACCAAAAUUCAUCUGUCUAUAUUUUAUUUAGGGAACAUGGUUUGACUCAUCUUAUAUGGGAAACCAUGUAGCAGUGAGUCAUAUCUUAAUAUAUUUCUAAAUGUUUGGCAUGUAAAUGUAAACUCAGCAUCAAAAUAUUUCAGUGAAUUUGCACUGUUUAAUCAGAGUUACUGUAUAAACUCAUCUGAAAUGUUACAAAAAUAAACUAUAAAACAAAAAUUUGAAAA
Molecule: messenger RNA, 2462 nt
Organism: Chlorocebus sabaeus (green monkey)
Lineage: Eukaryota; Metazoa; Chordata; Mammalia; Primates; Cercopithecidae
Gene: PTGER2
Product: prostaglandin E receptor 2
Biological process (GO): inflammatory response; cellular response to prostaglandin E stimulus; adenylate cyclase-activating G protein-coupled receptor signaling pathway
Cellular component (GO): plasma membrane
Molecular function (GO): prostaglandin E receptor activity
Source: RefSeq, a predicted model, not a curated record